Molecule: messenger RNA, 3842 nt
Organism: Marchantia polymorpha subsp. ruderalis
Lineage: Eukaryota; Viridiplantae; Streptophyta; Marchantiopsida; Marchantiales; Marchantiaceae
Source: the annotation of a GenBank genome assembly
GCGAGAGAUGAGGGAGCAGAAUGGCAAAUUCCCCAGGGCACUAAAAUAGUGGCAGGAACGGAAGCUUCUGGAUCACUCUUCGUCUGUUGCGCGGAAGGACAUCCGUCAGUGAGCAGGAGGUCGGUCAGUGGAAGAGAGAGUGACUCAUACGUGACAGAACGCUCUGAGAGGGCGAGAGCAGCGGGACGAGGCCCCAAGUGUUAAUUCGGACGCAAAUUCGCGCGGGUUUGAAAUCUCGUGCUCGUGCUCGUGUCCGUGUCCGUGUGUCUGUGUCUGUCAUGAUCGAAAUUGACAAGCGCAUGCCCGCGAGUAGCAACGCUGUCGAUUCUUCUUCGCCGAUGCGAGAUUGGUCUCGGCGCCAAUCAGUGAAAAUGCGUAGGGCGUGAGCUUCUCUGUGAGAGGAGGAAGGGGCAGAGAGAGAGGGAGAGGGAGAGGGAGAGGAAGAGGAAACGCGAGCUUUUCGUUUUUUUUCAAACGCAGUUACACGUUCUGCCGUCAAUGAUUGGUAAAAUUAAGAAGUGGAGUUACAUGAGAAGUUGAAGCUCUUCCACAUUUUAGUUGAGACUAGAUUCGAGCUGAGCGGGUGGGGAGCUGUAUUGGGAAUUCUCGAUACGCAAUCGCAGUGGAGGGCACGCCGAGAGCAUGUUAUGACCGAGAAUCACUUGGCCACUCCAAGUACCGAAAAUCUACCUGCAUUUCAGCCUUAAGCGAGUCGAAGUGGCUGGUUGGGAAUUGCUGGCCAGACGCUCUGCUAUCCUGUCUAAACCCAGCUCGUUGGUCGAGCAAAGCUACAGUAUACGGCGAUGUCGCCAGUACGCUGAAAAUGUUCAAUGUUGUAUUGAGGAGAACGCGGCCGGAUUCAGCAGUCAGUGGGACUUUCACCUAGAUACAUUCCACAGAUCUAGAGUCGCGUUCCAGGUAGGAAGCAUUACCGUGCCAGAGCUUAAGCCAGCUCUGGAUUCUUUGGGAGAUGGAAGGUUGAUGGCGUAGGGUUUUGGAAUUGGUUCUCUGCAAGCUCACCGACUCGGCAACGUCAAUUAGUUGUGAUUUGGCGAGGAUCGGAUCACGGAAAUUGGACUUUUGGAAGUAUUUUCUGAUUUUGCUGUCCUGUGAAAGACCAAGGCUGCGGGGAGUGCUUUACGUCUUUUUCCUUCACGGGUUAUUGAGAAUUAGUAGUCGAAUUGGGUGGAGCAACAGGGGAUCUAGUGAUCGUCGCGUCGUCCUGCAGGCAACGAUUGAAUCUGUACUAGUCGGGCUGUAUUUUGUAACAUGCUUUGCAUGUUGCAUGCUUUAAGGGGUAGUGACUCAGGGCACGUCUAAGUUAGGGUACUGCCAACGAGAGGGUUUUGAAUUGAGAAUCUUUGGAACGUAGGAUGUGAAAUCAAGACCCACUGUUCUAAAGUUCUGUCUUCGAAGCUUUAUUUGCAACUCGGUGCUUCUUAGAUCAUCAUGACAGCAGCGUCCGAAGAGGGUACGGAGAACAAUGGCUCCGCUGAACCAGGUGCGCAUGAUGCCGAUACUCAGGAGUAUUCGGAUGUGGAUCUCGCUGCCUUUGCUCAUCGCAGCAAGCCUCAUGAUAAUAAUGGAGAUCUGAAGUCUCCAUGGGCACGUCUAGUUUCUGUCGACAAAAACUUUCCAAACAUAGAGCUGGCAAACAGUGAGGUCUAUGUGGGUCGAGCAGAUGUCGUAAGUGCAAGUGGUAAAGAAGACUUGCACAUUAGCAAAGCUCACUGCAAAAUUUGGAGGAGUGGUGAGAAUGGAUCAUGCUACAUACAAAAUUUAAGUGUCAACGGGACGACCGUUCAAGGAAAGCCCAUUGAGAAAGAUCUGCAUGUAGUUCUUCAUCAAGGUGACGAAGUUGCUCUUGGACCUCAUCCUUCAGGUUGUCCGGUCUUCAUCUUUCAGAUUAUCAACAAAGUUCAGCUUGGGCAGCAAAAGAGAGGACCUGAGGUUGAAGCAGACACAGCUGCUGUUGAUGUGGCUGAGCAUGAGGGAGAAACUGCGCCGUGUCCAAAGAGGCCGAAGAUGAUGGAGAAUCUUGAAACAUUCAAGUGCAGCAUUUGUCUAAAUGUAUGGCAUGACGUAGUAUCUCUUACACCCUGUCUUCAUAGCUUCUGCAACUCAUGCUUUUCUGAUUGGUAUCGACGAUCUCGCAAGAUUGGAACUGAGUGCAAGUGUCCUCAAUGUCGUGGCACUGUCACAUCUGCAAGUCGGAAUCAUACCCUUAGAGGCCUCGUGGAGGAUAUAUUGAAGGAAGAUCCAGAUCUUUGUCCUUCACCCGAGCAUAUCCUGGAAAUGGAGAAGAAAUCUCUAUUCAAAGCUGGUUCCGAGUCACAGUUCAAGUUCGGAAAAGACCGCUGGGCUGAUGAUGAGAUGCAAGAAUCGACGGUACUAAGUUCAGAUGAUGAAGAAGAUGAUGAAGAAGACGAGGAGGAAGAGUACAGUGGAUGCUUUCAAUGCUCAGUGCAUGGAGAAGGAGAUGAUUUCGGGGGGUUUCAGUGUGCUCCGGACCAGCCUCACCUGACGUGUUCUGGCUGUACUAGUGCAUUUCCAGAAAGACCCGAUCUUGAACAUGUCGCACAGAAGUGUCAAGUCUGUACGAAGGCAUACUGCAGAAGUUACUGGGAGUCACAGUCACAUGUUCUUAGUCUACCUUUAACUUGUCUCAAGAUCGAGCCGAUGGCAUCUAGAGAGUAUCUUGAGAUGCCGAUUGAGACGUACAGUGGCAAUACCUAUGAGCAAGAGGUCACAAGACAGUACAUGGCAGAACAAGGCCUCACUUUGCAAGCUGUAAUGAGAGACUGGCUUCCAAGACUUGACACUGGUCAAGCAGGUCAGCCUCGAAAUGCUUUGCACAUGCAACAAAGGGUCACCUCAUGCUCUGCUGUCUGCGACAAAUGCGCAGAAGAGGUCAUCGCGCACCUUUUAUACGAGUUCCGACGUUUUGUGCCAAAAACCGAGCUGCCCCCAGAUGCUGCGGGUAGGCCCGAUUGUUGGUACGGGCACGAAUGUCGGACUCAAAUCCACAAGGAAAGUCAUGCCCGUAAACUCAAUCACGUUUGCGACCCCACCACUCGCAACUCUCUUGCGCGAUAAAUGCAAGAGGGCAUAGAUCUGAAGACUGGGCAGUUGUGAUUACAAUUGCCUCGCCGAUGGCAGCUUGCAGGGUGUUUAUUCUUCCUAGAGUUACUUUACUCUCCAUAGACUAUCGGCUAAAUGGAUGAUUCGUAGGCCUUUUAAUUCAUACUACAAUGUUGCUGCCGGGCUUGGAUGUACGGGUGUCAGUUAGACUGACACCCGUACAAUGUUGCUGCCCGGCUGUAAUCUACGGGUGUCAUUUAGAAUUGACAACCGUAGGUCCAUGAAGCUCUCAAGGGUUUCUCGGUGCGAGAAGGGCCGUCCUCGAGUUCUUCUGGAAAUCCAAUCAGGCGCUGGAUUGUGCCUGAGUUAUGGAGGCAGGUCUUAGGCUGGAAAUGUGUCUUAGGUUUAUGUCUAUGAACAGGGUCUAUUCCACUUUUUGGAGUAAGUUAACAUGGAAGAAUUUUGAAGCGCAGACGGCAUUCUUGAACGAACUGACUGACCUAGAAACAGUUGUCGUAGGUGAUCUAUAAUUUGUGCUCCAAUGAGAUUGUAAACAAAUGAAGGUUCUCGUUUGAGGUCUCAUAUUGCUAAGCUUUUCGAACACGCAGGACUUGAUCAGUACUUUCAAGGCAGAUCAGCUUUCAGUUGGUUAAGUAAGCGCAGUAAACAAUGUAACAACUUCUCUAAGCGUCAUGGUUUUUUGAUAACCCGAUGUAUGCAUGCAUGGCAUAACGUGUGAAUAAAGGACGGAAUGUGACAAC